AUGGAAGAACGAACGGAAGAGUCUCCGCGAGUCCACGCACCGUACCCUUCUUGGCAUAACCCAGUCGCCGGAUCCGUGGCUGGUGCAGGUUCCCGGAUGGCGACGGCACCACUCGAUCUCAUUCGAAUCCGUCGGCAGCUCAAUGUUGUAUCGUACCCACGCGAAAGCCUCUGGGGAUCCUGGAAGUCGAUCGUCAAGAAUGAAGGGGGAGUAUCCGCGCUUUUUCGAGGAAACGUCGCGGCCAUAUUUCUGUGGAUCAGUUACUCGGCAGUGCAGUUUUCCUUGUACACUCAAACACGAGACUGGCUGAUUCAACACGCGCCAGCAGCAGAUCCGGAGGAUUCCGAUUCCGAGCCUGCAAAGUACUACAGGUCUGGUUCCGCGUUUGUUGCUGGUGCAACAGCUGGAGUGUGCGCUACUAUAGCAACCUACCCCUUCGACGUAUGCCGGACAACAUUUGCAGCCCGUGGAAUCCAGACCACGGGUAGUGCAUUGACGCCGUCCAAACCGCCACCCAUUACCCCCAAGGCCACCAUUCACCACAUGCCGUUUUCGUCGCUCGUGGAACCCAUGAUUCAUGAUCGCGGACGGUUUGCAAGCUCACCACCAAAACCCAUCUCGACGCCUCCUCUGCAGCCACACCCUUCCUUUACUGUAACACCACCGACGCGAUUGUACGAUUUUGUGUGGUACCUUUAUCGCCAAAAAGGCAUUGCUGGGUUUUAUGCUGGUGCUGGACCAGCCGUGCUUCAGAUCAUUCCCUACAUGGGUAUCAGCUUUUGGCUGUACGAUCAAUUGACCGCCGGGGAUCGACGAGUUGCGCUCUCAGCGUACGCGGGAUCCAUUUCGGGAGCUGUCAGUAAAAUACUUGUGUACCCCAUGGACACGGUCAAACGACGGCUCCAAGCCCAGGCCUUUUACGAUAAUUCGAGUGCGACUGAAAGCAGGACAGGAGGGAGCGAGCGCCGGAGGUUGUACUCGGGUCUUCGCGAUUGCUUUACCCGAGUUAUCAAGGAAGAAGGCUGGGCUAGUCUGUAUCGAGGGGUUGUGCCGUCUGUUCUCAAGACUACCAUUUCUACAGGACUAUCGUUUGCGCUUUUCCGAUCCACCAAAAAUAUCUUGGAAGGAUUGCAUGAGGACUGCCCCUCAAUUCAAACUUCAACAUGGCGGGAAACGCCACCCGAUGCCAAAAGUUUGGCAUCUACAGAUGAUCGAAUAUCCGACGAGCGCAAGCGGUAG
Molecule: messenger RNA, 1239 nt
Organism: Phaeodactylum tricornutum CCAP 1055/1
Lineage: Eukaryota; Bacillariophyta; Bacillariophyceae; Surirellales; Neidiaceae
Exons: 1
Coding region: 1-1239 (412 amino acids)
Biological process (GO): thiamine pyrophosphate transmembrane transport
Cellular component (GO): mitochondrial inner membrane
Molecular function (GO): thiamine transmembrane transporter activity
Source: RefSeq, a predicted model, not a curated record